Molecule: messenger RNA, 1980 nt
Organism: Fusarium redolens
Lineage: Eukaryota; Fungi; Ascomycota; Sordariomycetes; Hypocreales; Nectriaceae
Exons: 5
Coding region: 1-1980 (659 amino acids)
Molecular function (GO): protein binding
Source: RefSeq, a predicted model, not a curated record
AUGGCCUCCGGAACUCAAGAGUCAGCUAUUGCUGAAGGCCGCCAACUAUACGGCGCCAAGCAAUACAAACCCGCUCUCAAGCAAUUUACCAAAGCAAUGCAACUGUGCGUCUGUACUCGACAAGAGAAACGGCCACGAUGUAGCUGCAAAAACUUCGAAAAAGUUGCUUCUGAGGGUGGUUCCAUCUUCAACGAGGCCAUGUACACCUGUGACUGCACGGUGCGCAAGACGUUCAGCAAAUGUGAUAAUAAGCUACAUAUACAAGCCCUUGACUAUCGUGCCGCAACAUUUGAAGAGAUUAAAGAGCUUGAGAGAGCUCAAAAGGAUGCCGAAUGGAUACUAGAGCUUGCACCAAGGCUUCCAGAUGGGUAUUUACGACUAGGCAAAAUAUCGCGCCUCCAAAAGAAAUAUGAAUUUGCAUGGAAAGUAUACACUGCUGGCAUCGAAGUGGGAAAUAAACACCGCCUUGCUGAAUUGCCCAAGUUUCAGAAACUCCGAGCCGCAAGACAACCAUUGCACAUACGAUUCUAUCGCCGAGACCCUUUGAGGAACCCACAGGAGAUUGUUCAGCGCAUCUUCUACUACCUCGAUUUCGGGUCUCUCGUCCGAUGUACUGGUGUCUCCAAGGAAUGGAGGCGGUACCUUACUAGUCAUGGCAAUGAGAGGCUCUGGCGUACCUUGUUCUUCAAAGAUAAACUUGCUCACGACCGGCCCCCUGGCGUGAAGUCACUUAAGAAAUUGAUAUCCUUCUCCGGAAACGAUGUCCGACAGAUCAUCGUCGAGGAUAUAUCUCGCUUUAGACUCACUCAGCACAAAUUAGUUGCCCUAUUGCAAGGGUCAAAGAAUCUCGAGCAUCUUGAAUUGAGGGGUUCCACCGACGAAGACCUAACAAUACCGGACGCGAAGAGUAUACUUAAAAAGCUGAAUCAUAUCAUUUUGCAAGAUAUAACCAUCAUGAAGCCUCAAAUCAUGGUAUCACUCUUACAACAUGCCCAUGAGAGCUUGCAAACUCUGCACAUCGAUGGCUUACCUCAAAUUGACUCAUCAAGCGAGACUUUCUUUCCGCACUUACCCAACCUUCAGUACAUGCGGCUUGAAGAGCCCCGAAGGCCGAGCCCUUUCAGACUGCGCACAUGGCACCUGGCCUCAAAGACGCCGCGCAUGCAGCAACUAUAUUUGAAAGACGUUCAGCUUUCUGGGGAACUUCCCCCAGAUGCCAGACUGGACGAGUUUUGGCCAGAACUCAAAGCGGUUACAGUACAUGGACCCAACGAUUCUGACCUUAACACUGCACAAACAAUCCAGCAACUAACUUCGCUACGCGGAGGUCGCACGCUGCAAUACAUUGAUUUUGAUUUUCGAUGGAGACCCGAUGAUGAGGGGCCCCUUGGCCUGAUUAUGUUGUCCGAGAUACUGAAUCGAGAACCCGAAAUGUUGGCCACCGAUGGGUAUACCAAGCACUGCCAGUAUUCAGAUCUCCGGUCGUUACGUCUCCGGCGAGCAAUGGUACCACCAUUAAAACUUCAAAAAGUGCUUCGCGACACCCUCACUUCGCAUAAGCUCCACACUCUGGAUCUUGCCUUCCCCCUUGAUCCUCAAGGCGUCCUCGAAGGAUCUGGCAGCACCAAACACAUCCAAGAUCAUGCCUGGCUGCGUGGAGAGCCGGCCAUCAGGUCUAUCGGACUUUCAGAAUUUCGAUUCCGCUUAUACCCCAAGACCAUCGACGAGAUGUAUUUGCCGAGUUUCUUAGCCAGCUUCCCCAACCUCGAGAUUCUUGAAAUCAACUCGUCGCAUUAUGAGGCUCGCGAGUUGUGCAUUAUGAUCGAAGCGAUACUUAAGGUUACCCACGUACAAAAGAUUUACCAGAAAACGAUUCAUGGGGAGUGGGGAGACAAGCUUCGUAAAGUGACGGGUAUGCACGGAGUAGAGCUUAUUUGGGGUGACAGGCCAAGGGAAUGGCCGCUGAAGAUAGAUGAUUAA